AUGUACGGCUGCGACGUCGCGAGAGAUCCCGUGAACAUGCUGGCGAAACCCGUGCCGCCCUACGGCAGGCGCGCCGACCUCGUGCCCAGGCGGCAGGAGGACUUCGGCGCCUUCCCCGAGGUGCACGUCGCGCAGUACCCGAUCUCCAUGGGCCUCCGCGAGGCGGCGCCGGGAUCCAGCGAUGUGCUGGCCGUGACCGUCGACGCGCGCGGCCGAGUCGCGUUCGGCGCGGUCGUCCGGCAGGGCGAGAACGCCGCCAAGAUCGUCUACUCCAGCCACGCCGACCUCGUCCCCAGGAUCGCUCCUGCGCCCGAUCAUCAGGACGCUGAUGACGAGGACGAGGAAGAGGUGGAGGCUACCACCGCCCGGACGCGGGCCGCGCUGCAGGCGAUCAUCGACGCUCUCCUGCCCGCUGCGCAGCCGGCGAGCGUCGUCCGGCCGCCGCGUAGCCGGGACGAUCCAACGGUUGUCAAGUACAGGCCGGCGCGGCAGCUGGCGGCGUUCAACUCGGGCGCGGAGGAGCGGAUCGUGAGGGUGGAGCACGCGCAGGAGGACCCGGUCCUGCCGCCCCAGCACAGGCACAGGCGGGUGCCGCGCCCGGCCGGGUCGCCUCCCGUCACCGUGAUGCACUCGCCGCCGCGUCCCGUGUCGCGUGAGGACAUGUCGGACUGGAAGAUCGCGCCCAGAGUUUCAGACUGGAAGAACUCUGGCGGGUACUGCAUCCCGCUAGACAAGCGGGUGGCGGCAGACGACCGGCGGAUGCAGGACGUGCAGAUCAGCGACGGCUUCGCCAGCCUCUCAGAGGCGCUGUACGUCGCGGAGCAGAAGGCCAGGGAGGCCAUCCAGACGCGCGUCAAAGUGGUCAAGGAGCUGAAGAUGAAGGCGAAGGAGCAGCGGGGACAAGAACUGCGUGAGAUCGCGAACAGGGCGCGCGCAGACUCCGACGCUGCUGCGGCGCCGCCAGUUCGCGCAGUGGAUGCGGAGUUGAGCCAGCAGAGGAUACAGCGCGACAUGGUACGCGAGGAGCGGCGGCGCCAGAGGGAGCGUGAGGUCGCCUACGACGAGCGGCUGUUCAACCAGGACUCGGGGAUGGACUCCGGGUUCGCCGCGGAUGAUCAGUACAACGUCUACUCGGGGAGGCUCUUCUCCGUGCAGCCGGCGGCGCUGUCGAUGCUCUACAGUCCCAACAAGCACGGUGACUCUGAUAUAUACGGCGGCGCGGAUGAGCAGCAUAUCGAGAAGAGAACUAGGACGGACAGGUUCAGACCUGACAAGGUGUUCUCUGGCGCUCCGGAACGGCCGGUCGGCAAGAGGGACAGGCCAGUUGAGUUCGAUAUGCCUGAGGAUUGUGGAGAAGCCGAUGAUCCCUUCGUCGAACUUGAUCAGUACAUGGCUAAAGGUGAAGGAGGGGAAGAAACAUUGAGAAGAUGGUAA
Molecule: messenger RNA, 1434 nt
Organism: Miscanthus lutarioriparius
Lineage: Eukaryota; Viridiplantae; Streptophyta; Magnoliopsida; Poales; Poaceae
Source: the annotation of a GenBank genome assembly